AUGGUGUGGUCGAUCCAAAGACUUCCCAAGUCCGACGAGAAGGAAGAGGCAAUUGUUGGUGCUAUAGACCAGGCCUACCAAAAUGGCGCUGGAAUUACACGGCGUGUUUUAAGAGGUUGCUUGGAUGGAGACGUUGAAAAUGAACAUUUUGAAGAAGGAAAUGGCACCCAUCCAGACGACCAAACUGAUAGGCGGUAUUGA
Molecule: messenger RNA, 201 nt
Organism: Penicillium paradoxum
Lineage: Eukaryota; Fungi; Ascomycota; Eurotiomycetes; Eurotiales; Aspergillaceae
Exons: 1
Coding region: 1-201 (66 amino acids)
Source: RefSeq, a predicted model, not a curated record